UAUCUUGAAUGCUCCGUAUCUACAUAGAAACACAGAGUGGUAUAAAAGAACGAGCAUCUCAGACCAAUCUUCACAAUAUCCUCCGAUUGCAUCGUUGAAUUAGUACGAACAAAUUGUCUCGACUGAACAACAAUGGCCGCUAAUAUGAAGAUUGCGUUUCUUCUUUUCGCUUUGAUGUUUGUGACUGUCACUUUGGCCAAGAAGUCCAAAGGUUACAACUACUAUAGCUAUCCAAGCUAUGGUUACUCAAGCUAUAGCUACCCAAGCUAUGGCUAUGGAGGAUAUGGUGGAUACAGCGGUUACGGCAACAAAGGUUACGGCUACAGCGGAUACGGCCAAAGUGGUUAUGGAGGUUAUGGCUCUGGAUACGGAUAUUCUGGCCACCGCUAUGGCAGCUCGUACGGUUACUAAGCUAUUGUUGGAUUCAGCAAUGAAUAUGAUACAUUUCUAUCUCUAUUUAUCGUAACUGAUAUACUUUAAUUCUUCCGUGGCCUGGUCACUUGUUUUAUUUAAUACAAAAUUCAUAACGCAUUAAAAA
This is a messenger RNA of Daphnia magna, 538 nucleotides long. Its product is annotated as keratin-associated protein 19-2. The record is from RefSeq and is a predicted model, not a curated record. Bases 133 to 411 code for a protein of 92 amino acids. NCBI's taxonomy places the organism in Eukaryota, Metazoa, Arthropoda, Branchiopoda, Diplostraca, Daphniidae. The transcript is spliced from 3 exons.